AUGACCGAGGAGGAAAAAAACAUCCUGGAAUUGAAAAAUCACAAGAACAGAGAGAAGGCACCAUCCAUGGUAUUUGCUGAUUAUGAAAAUAUUAGAGAUCCGAAGGAGCCGCCGCACCACGUACCAAAGGCAGGACUACCCCUUUAUGAUAUCUUGAAGUCAACAAUACAAGCGGUGGAAGUCAAACUCUCCUUGAAAAUUGAAGAAAUUAAUCACCGACUCCAUCAAGCAGAAAAAGAAAACGAAGAACUGAAGAGUAAAGUAGAAAUACUCGAAAGGAAUCAGAGGAAGAAUAAUAUUAUUAUUUUUGGUUUCGAAAGAGAAGAACGCUUUAUAUCAGUCGAAAGCAUAAUCGAUCUGAUUCAAAAACUUCUGAAUGUCAGACUGGUGGAAAGUGAUCUCAAUAAUAUAUAUUCUUUGGGUCAAACUAAUAAUAGUCCAAUAAAAAUCGAGUUCACAUCAUACCUGAAGAAAAUCACAGUCCUCAAGGGAACCAAGAACCUGAAAGGAACAUCAAUAAGUAUCGCUCACGAUUUGACUGAGCUACAGAGAACUGAAAAUAAAAUUCUACGAAAGCACUUAUACGCUGCGAAACAAGACAAAAAUAAUACUUGCUUCAUGAAAAAUAACAAACUCCACUUGAAUGAUCGCAUCUUUACACCUAGUGACCUAGAGAGCUUGGAAGAAAAAAUUGAGGUCAACUUCCAAUCCCAAUCUCAUAGCGACCCGGGCACACCCACCAUUGAACUCACGCUACAAAAUACUAUAAAAGAACCUACAGAACCAUCACAAGUCGAUAACAAGAAGAUAACUGACAGUAGAGGGAAUCUAGGUAUUCAGGUUACUCCAAAAACUGGCGCGAUAAAAAAACCCGCCAGGGAUAUACCUCGGGACAAACCUAUUACCCGAAAAAAUUCUAAUAAGUGA
Phaedon cochleariae (mustard beetle) is the source of this 927-nucleotide messenger RNA. NCBI's taxonomy places the organism in Eukaryota, Metazoa, Arthropoda, Insecta, Coleoptera, Chrysomelidae. The record is from the annotation of a GenBank genome assembly.